CCCCGACGAACGACACCGGCCGCCCUCAUAUGGAUCCAAAAAUAUCAUCAUCGGAGAGGCUUCGCCUUAUAUAUACAGGUCUGCUGUUGGAGCGGUGAGACCUCACGGCGAGCAGCCUUCUUCUUGCGGCUACGUCCGUCCGCGUGGCAAGCUGAGGAACGACAGCAAGAGGAAUGGCUUCCUCCGUGAUGGUCUCCUCCGCCGCCGCCGUCGUCUCCCGGGCUUCACCGGCUCAAUCCAGCAUGGUCGCGCCCUUCACCGGCCUCAAGUCCACCUCCGCCUUCCCGGUCACCAGGAAGGCCAACGCUGACCUCUCGCACCUCCCCAGCAACGGUGGCAGAGUCCAGUGCAUGAAGGUGUGGCCGAUCGAGGGCAAGAAGAAGUUCGAGACCCUCUCCUACCUUCCUACGCUGGUGGACGAGGUCUUGCUCAAGCAGAUCGAGUACCUUCUCCGCUCCAAAUGGAUUCCCUGCUUGGAGUUCAGCCAUCAUGCCCGCAUGCAUUCUCACGAAUACCGGUUGGGCGUGAUGGGGGAGGGGACUGAACUCGACGGUGACCUUCAACAGGAGGGGUUCGUGUGGCGUGAGAACCACCGGUCGCCGGGGUACUACGACGGGCGCUACUGGACCAUGUGGAAGCUGCCCAUGUUCGGGUGCACCGACGCGACGCAGGUGGCGAAAGAGCUGGAGGAGUGCAAGAAGGAGUACCCCAGGGCCUUCGUCGGCAUCAUCGGCUUCGACAACAACCGCCAAGUGCAGUGCAUCAGUUUCAUCGCACACAAGCCCGAUGGCUACUAGUAGGCAGCGUGGUGGUCGGCGCCUCCUUGCUUUUGCCUCGUCGUUCCCUCCAUUUGCCUUCUUCCCACACAUCAAAUAAGGUUGUCCGACUUUUGUUUGGUGAAGACAACCCUCGUAAUAAUCAUUUUAUCUAUGUACACAUACAGAGACGCGACCGGAGUUGAAGAUGUAUUUGCUCACGGUCCAUCUAAAAGCUUAAAUGCUUCCAAAAUAUGUUUGCAGGCAGAGCUGCAUCCUGGCUGAA
Messenger RNA from Musa acuminata AAA Group (dessert banana), 1041 nucleotides. Its product is annotated as ribulose bisphosphate carboxylase small subunit, chloroplastic-like. Lineage: Eukaryota; Viridiplantae; Streptophyta; Magnoliopsida; Zingiberales; Musaceae. The record is from RefSeq and is a predicted model, not a curated record. The transcript has 3 exons. Bases 174 to 797 code for a protein of 207 amino acids.